Messenger RNA from Funneliformis caledonium, 1710 nucleotides. NCBI's taxonomy places the organism in Eukaryota, Fungi, Glomeromycota, Glomeromycetes, Glomerales, Glomeraceae. The record is from the annotation of a GenBank genome assembly.
AUGAGAUACCUACAGUUUUCUAAAAACAUUCGAAGAAUCAAUCUUAGAUUCCACAUCGAACAGUUACUUCAACUUUCUGCGAGGAAAACCCUUGAAUUUAAAUCAACCACAAGGACCAGGUCAUAUAAUUCUAUGGUUAAGAAUGAUGAUUAUGAUAAAUUAGAUACUUCAUUAAAAAUUUCUGAUGCCAAUGAACAUGCCGUUAUUAGCACAUUUGAUCUAUUUAGUAUUGGUAUAGGGCCAUCCUCAAGUCAUACUGUCGGUCCAAUGCGAUCUGCAAAGAAAUUUAUUAAAGAACUAAAACAAAAUAAUGUUUUGCAUAAGGUUACAAGAGUUCGGAUUGAUCUAUAUGGGUCACUUGCCCUAACCGGUAAAGGUCACGGUACACCUAACGCAAUUUUAAUGGGAUUGGAAGGAGAGACUCCCGAAGGGAUUGAUACAACAAAGAUAUUACCACGGAUUGCACAAAUCUCCGAAACAGGUUCAAUUCAUGAUACUAAUGAUGGUAGUAGACCCAUUAAGUUUACUCCCGAAAAACACCUUAUAUUUCAUUAUCAUAAAUCUUUACCAAAACAUCCUAAUGGUAUGCGAUUAAUUGCCUUCGAUGAACAAGGGGAUUGUAUAGCAUCUGGUGAAUUCCUUUCAAUUGGAGGAGGAUUUGUGGUCGGUGAAACCGAAUUUCGUGAAAAUGGGAAAUAUAUUUCUCAGAAAUCCGGUGAAAAGGAUUUACAUCUUGCUAAACGGGAGCAUGUUAUAUUUCCAUUCAGCAACGCUGAAGAUCUUUUACGGAUUUGUAAACGUGAAAACCUGUCUAUCGCUCAAUUGGUUUACCGGAAUGAGUUGCGAUGGCGCAGCAAAGUAGAAAUAGAAAGCAAGGUAAUGGAAAUAUGGAAUACAAUGAAUCAAAGUAUUCAAAACGGAUGUUUAAGCACGGAGGAAUAUCUGCCGGGAUCUUUAAAAGUUCGCAGAAGAGCACCAGGAUUAUACAAUAAACUUUUAAAAGAUUUGUACCCUGAUAUCCCAUCAGGGUCCGCUGUAAUAAAAAAUUCCUUGUUACAACCUUUACCGUCGGCCGUUAAAAAUUCACCAAGCAUAAAUAUUUUAGAUAUAGUGUCGGUUUAUGCUAUUGCCGUAAACGAAGAAAAUGCGGCGGGUGGUAAAGUAGUUACGGCUCCCACGAACGGAGCAAGCGGAGUAAUUCCAUCUGUGCUUAAAUAUUACUUGGAAUUCGUAUCAGAGCAAAAUCCUGAAGAGGUUAUUAUGGAUUUUUUACUUACAAGUGCCGCUAUUGGUAUGCUUUACAAAAAAGGAGCUAGCAUUAGCGCAGCAGAGGGGUGUCAAGGAGAAAUCGGAGUCGAAAGGUUAUUUUAUGAAAAAGCCUGUAGCAUGGCAGCCGCAGCAUUUGCCGCAGUAAUGGGAGGAACGUUGGAACAAGUUGAGGAUGCCGCAGAAAUCGGCAUGGAGCACAAUCUCGGAUUAACUUGCGAUCCAAUCAAUGGUUUGGUACAAAUACCAUGUAUAGAACGAAACGCAUUAGGUGGGAUCAAAUCUUUAGGAGCUGCUCAGCUUGCGUUAAAAAACAGAGACUCGGUUGCAAAAGUUACCCUCGAUCAAGUAAUUGAAACGAUGCGUCAAACUGGAAUUGAUAUGCAAACAAAAUAUAAAGAAACAAGUUUGGGAGGGUUAGCCGUUAACGUACCCCUUUGUUAG